Naegleria lovaniensis is the source of this 900-nucleotide messenger RNA. RefSeq lists its product as uncharacterized. The transcript has 2 exons. The coding region runs from base 1 to 900 and encodes 299 amino acids. The record is from RefSeq and is a predicted model, not a curated record. Lineage: Eukaryota; Heterolobosea; Eutetramitea; Acrasida; Naegleriidae.
AUGAGCAGCACCGAAACAGCAACAAAUCCUACAACAACACCAAGCAAUCCUGAAGCAGGAGCAAAAUCUACUACCAACAAUGCUGGUGUUAGAAGAAGAGGACGCGGAGGAAGUCGUGGAGGAAGUAGAGGUGGAAGAUCAUCUUCAUCUGGUGGUAAGCCUUCUCCAAAGAACGAACAACAACAACAAUCAACUCAACCAGCAGCAACUACUUACUCGGAUUCCACCCAACAACAACAACAAACAAAGCCUAGAAAACCAAAGCAAGAAGGCUCUGCUCCUGCUACUAGUAGUAAUGGCUCAAGUGCUGAACAACAACCAAAGGAACCAUCAGCAACAUCUCAAAAGAAACCAAGAAGAAAAUUCAGAAAACCAAAACAACAAGAUUCAUCCACCACUCCACAGGAACAACAACAACAACAACCUAAGGAACCAAAGCAAGCUGCUGAAUCAUCCACAUCUCCCCAAACCACUGAUAAGCCAAAACCCAGAAUUCCAAAAUUCAUCAAGAUAAAGGAUGUUGAGCCAGGCGCAGCAGGUUUUUAUCCAGGCCAAGGAGGUUUUAACAUUGUCUGUAAGGUUGUAUCCAUUGAGGUUGUUGCUGAGACCAAGGACACUGCAGUCUGUGAAGUUACCGUAGGAGAUGAGACUGGCUGUGUCGUCUUGUCUGUUCAUAAGGAUCAAUUGAAAGAUGUCAAGGUUGGAAACUCAAUCAUUUUGCGUAAUGCCAAAAUUACACUUUUCAAAAAGAGUUUGCGCUUGAAGGUUGACAUGUGGGGUAAAAUUCAACACUUUGAGGAAGGUAAAAAGCUUGUUAGCGUUCCUUUGAGCAAUGAGUUCACCGUAAAUACUUCUAAAAAUUUGUCAAAGGACGGUACUUAUGAACCACUUCAAAACUAA